Messenger RNA from Drechmeria coniospora, 2937 nucleotides. RefSeq names its product RAM signaling pathway, SOG2. Lineage: Eukaryota; Fungi; Ascomycota; Sordariomycetes; Hypocreales; Ophiocordycipitaceae. Gene Ontology annotation, molecular function: protein binding. The record is from RefSeq and is a predicted model, not a curated record. The transcript is spliced from 3 exons. The coding region runs from base 1 to 2937 and encodes 978 amino acids.
AUGGACCGCUUCGACCGAAUGCCCGGGUCGUCGGUGCAGUCGUCUGCCCUUCGCAGUCUUCCCGAGAACGCGGCCCUCGGACGACGGCCGGUACCCAACUCGGCCGCGACGUCCAACGGGCCUUCUCCCAUCCUCAGCCACCGCGAUGCUCAGUCGAACGCGUCGCUGUCGGCCUCUUCGGCCUCGCAUUCCAUAGCCCCUUCGCAGGUCAUUGCCCUCGCCCGCGAGGCGAUGCAGCAUGCCAUCGAGAACGAGAAGGGUCAGGCUGCCGAGGUGGGCGCCGUGGGAACGCCUGGCCUUCGCUCAGGUGUCACCAUUGACCUGAGUCGCAAAAAUAUCCAAAGGCUACCGGAGGAGGUGGUGGAUAUCGUCAAGGAGGAGCUGGAACGCCUUGCCCUGUCCCAUAAUCAACUUUCGACCUUGCCUGCGAGGUUUGCAGAAUGCACCUCGCUUCGCUAUCUCAACAUCAGGGGCAAUCAGAUCAAAGAGUUUCCCCUGCCGCUGUGCGAGCUGAAAUCGCUCGAGAUACUCGACCUCGGCCGCAACCAGCUCCGCGUUCUUCCCAACGAGAUCUCCAACCUUGUCUCGUUAAAGGUUCUAUCCGUCCCCAAGAACCAAAUCGGCGAGCUCCCCUUGUGCAUCGCCGAGAUGGCCUCCCUCCAGGUGUUGAAGUUUGAAGGCAAUCCCAUCAGCUUUCCACCCAAGGACGUCAUUCAACCACAAGCCGGGAGCCCCUCCUUCGACGGCUUCGCCAGAGAUACCGAGCUCACCGAGGUGGCCGUGACGGCGCACAUCAGAAAAUUCCUCAAGCAGUACGCCGCCCUUGGCCGCAGCGACCUGGACGGCACGGGGGACGAGUUGAGCGAGGGCGCCGACACGCCGCGCUUUCCUCUCAAGCGGGUCGCCAGCGGUCGCUUUCCCAUCAGGAUCAACGGCGCCGACGUGGCCGACAUGCGGCCGGCGAACGGCGUGCUGCGACAGCCCGCCAUGACGUCGAGGUCGCACAGUCGGGGUCUGUCUCAGCAGAGCUUGGCGUCACGUCGACCCGGCGUCAUGCCUUUGACCAUCGGUUCCGUCAGCGAGAGGCUUCGUAGCAACUCCGAGUCCUUGCUGCGUGCCGAUCGCCAUGACGGGCGAAGUCGUCGCAUGGGCAUGGUGACCAAGAAGACGUCGGACCUCGGUACCUUGGAGGAAUCCGACGUCAACGUGCGCUUCAGCCACUACCGCGGCCUCAGCCAUGGGUCCGCCAUGCAAGGGGCCACGCCGGCGGCCAAGAGCCCGGCGACGCCGACGGAUGUGUACCUGCAACGCCCCGUCUACAUCCGCCGCCUGUCGGUGCUGCCCGAGCGUCGGCGCGAAUCCAAGGUGUUCGACCCCAUCGCCGAGGCGGCCAAGGGAAUCCUCUAUUCCGUCUUCCAGAUCCACCCCAUGAUUCAGGCGCUCAUGACCUUGUCCAACGACGAGCCUGCCAAGAGAUCGAGUCUGGAGAUUGUCUUCUACAACACCAACUCGCACGUGCAGGAGCUCGAGCAGGCGAUCCAGAAGCACGACGCCGCCACGGCCUACGGUGCCGACCACGAGGAGCACUCGCCCCGCGACGGCGGAAAUGUUCACAGCGCCUGCCAGACGCUCGUCAGCGCCUACAGGCACGUCUGCUCGCUGCUGACGGACAACAUCGAUACCUUUGUCGACAACGGAGACGCGCGAUAUAUUCGGACGCUCCUGAUGUUGCUUUACAACAGUAUCAUGGAACUUCGCGUCACCCUCGCCGCCGUCACGCGCUACGCGGCCAAGGCCGGUCGGACAGAUGCCGACGCCGAGAGCACCAACAACACCAUCCGGCCGUACCAUCGAGAACCAAGCGCGGCGACGCUGUCGGUGGCUGACGAGAGGUCGGGGCUCGCGCGGCACCGCAACGGCUCCUCGGCCGUUCCGAGCCCCGUGCCGCUUCAGGUGGUCACGGACGGCACCGUCCCCUACACCAACGGCACCGGCCGAACCGCCACGGGCACGGUCAAGCUGGCGACGCCGCGGUCGGGCGAUUCGUUCACGUCGGUGCACGCGCACGAUAUGGUGGCCGACUACUCGGCCGAGGACGACGCGCUCUUCGACCGCAUCUAUCUUUCCCUGCAACGGUCGGCCGACGUCGUCCUCCGCAGCCUCCCCAGCUUCCAGGUUCAGCUGGCGGGCGGGCUGAGGAACGCGGUGACGACGGGCGCGCACCCGAACGCGAUUCAGCACUGGCGGAGCCUCGCGAGCACAUGCAGCGCCAUGGUGCAGCAGACGGAGGCUCUGAGGAACAGGCUGUCGCUGAUCAAGCUGAAGGACCCCGCGGUGCGGCUGCAGGCGAGCUUCUGGAAUCAAAUUAGCAGCUUCGUCGGGUCGUGGACGAACCUGGGGUCCCAGGUCAAGGCGGCCAUCAACUCGCUUCCGCUCCCGCAGGACACGAAAUACCGGCUCCGGCCGAUCCAGCAGAGCAUGAAGGAGACGACGGACGCGAUCCUGCAGUCGCCCUGGCACCAGCUCUUCCAACCCCCUCGAGGGCACGGCAGCAUCUCAUCGGACGGCUUCUCGCCCACGUGCACGUCGCCGACGCAGGGACAGGUUCCCAUCACGCCUCUGAGCGCUGCGCUCGGCCCGGCCAUGCAGGCGACGGUGUCGGCGGCGCCGACGGCGACGCCGCACAGCACGUCCUUUGCCGCGGCCUUCCACGGGAACGUAUUCGACAGGGCCGACGCCCUGAUUGCGAACCCGGGCAUCUCCAUGUCGCGCACCGGGGCCACGACGCGCGGCCAUUCGGGUUUCAACUCGCUGUCGUCCAUCUCAUCCAUGUCGUCGGAUGGCAACACGACGCCGGGACCGCCGACGGCCUUCAACCCGAACAAUGGCCUCGGGUUGUUGCCGCCGCGCAUGAACGGGGGACGAGUGGCCAUCUAG